AUGCGCUUUCCCUCUCUCGUGUCCGUGGCCUCUGCCAUUGCCCUUGCCUCUUUGGCAUCAGCUGACGUUGCCGAGUCCUCCGAUGUGCUCGUCCUUACAAAGGACACCUUUACUUCUGCUGUCAACUCAGAACCUUUGAUUUUAGUCGAGUUCUAUGCUCCUUGGUGUGGCCACUGCAAAGCUCUAGCUCCCCACUACGAGGAGGCAGCCACCACACUCAAAGGGAAAGACAUCAAACUUGCCAAAGUCGACUGUGUCGACCAGGCAGACCUUUGCCAGUCCCAUGGCGUCCAGGGUUACCCCACCCUCAAAGUCUUCCGCAACGGUGAACCCGCCGAGUACUCCGGUCCCCGAAAGGCAGACGGUAUCAUCAGCUACAUGCUCAAGUAUACUCUACCCUUCUGUCACCUAUUCGUACCUAUUAACAUCACCCUCAGACAAAACCUCCCUGCCGUUUCUGACGUCACCGCCUCUAACCUCGCUGAAUUCCAAAACGCCGAUAAGCUCGUUGUCCUCGCCUACGUCUCCUCCACCACAAAGGCCCCCGCACCUGAAUUCAGCGCAACAGCAGAAAAGCUCCGCGACGAGUACCUCUUUGGUAUCACCUCUGACGCUGCAGCUAUCGCAGCCGCAGGCGUCACUCCUCCCGCUAUCGUCGUCUACCGCAACUUUGAUGAACACACCACCGAGUACCCGCACCCGCCGUCUGCAGUUACCACCGCUGAACUCGAAGCAUGGGUUCAGCAGCUGUCUAUCCCUAUCCUUGGUGAGGUGAACGGAGAAACGUAUGCCAUGUACGCCGGCAGCGGUAAACCUAUCGCAUACUUGUUUUUGGACCCUACAGACGAAAAGAAAGACGAGACGCUCGCUAUUCUCAAGCCUGUUGCUGCCAAGUACCACGGCAAGAUCCACUUUGUUUGGAUAGACGCAACCAAGUUUGGCGACCACGCAAAGGCUUUGAACCUUGCUGAACCCAAAUGGCCGAGUUUCGUUAUUCAGAACCUGGAGGAUCAGCUCAAGUACCCUUAUGACCAGAGCAAGCCUAUAGAGGCUGAGGCUGUGUCUGCUAUGGUCGGCGAGUACCUCGCUGGGAAGCUUCUUCCUAAGCUCAAGAGCCAGCCGAUUCCUGAGAGUCAGAAUGAGAGCGUGUUCACGCUCGUUAGUGAACAGUUCGAUGAGGUUAUGUAUGAUGAUUCCAAGGAUGUGUUUGUUGAAUUUUAUGCUACAUGGUGCGGUCACUGCAAGCGCUUGAAACCCAUCUGGGAUUCCCUCGGUGAUCACUUUGCUGACGUGAAAGAUCAGUUGGUCGUUGCAAAGAUGGAGUCCACAGAAAAUGAUCUUCCAGCUUCAGCCCCAUUCCGUAUCAGCGGAUUCCCCACCCUCAAAUUCAAGCCUGCAGGAUCGCGGGAGUUCCUUGAAUAUAACGGGGACCGGGAAUUGGAAUCUCUCAUUGCGUACGUGCAGGAGCAUGCCAAGAACAACUUGAAGCCUUCUGUCAAGGCUCCUGAAAACGAGUCGCAGGCCACGUUUGAGGCACCGCGGGAGGCUCAUGAUGAACUGUAA
Molecule: messenger RNA, 1563 nt
Organism: Suillus discolor
Lineage: Eukaryota; Fungi; Basidiomycota; Agaricomycetes; Boletales; Suillaceae
Product: thioredoxin-like protein
Exons: 5
Coding region: 1-1563 (520 amino acids)
Biological process (GO): protein folding; response to endoplasmic reticulum stress
Cellular component (GO): endoplasmic reticulum
Molecular function (GO): protein disulfide isomerase activity
Source: RefSeq, a predicted model, not a curated record